UUGCGCAAAUAGCUCGCAUUAUUUCGCAUUAUUACACAAUUUUGAGUUUUAGGACUGUCAAUAUUUUCUCUGCUUUAAAGGUCUCAGAGUUUUGUUCCCAAUUCCUAUAUCGUCUUUUAACCAAGUUUAUUUGGAAUGGCGGAAUCUGUUCUCAAAUUUUUGGGACUGAAAUGGGAAGAAACUGUGGAAUGCCGUUUGUCUGUGGGUAACGCUGUCGCUGAAGCAGAAUACAAUACUGGUAACUUCAGUAUUGCUAUCGACGCACAAAAUUUGAUGGUAGUCGUUAAGAAUAGCACAGGAAGAGUCGCCUGGCAGUCAAUUCAUAACUAUCCUUUUGUGCAAAGUACUCUUGGCCAAGAUUAUAUUGGUGACGGCGAGGGAGGAUCUUUCAAGAUUGAAGAACAUGACGAACACUUUACGGUCUUACAAACUAUUACCAGCGUGACGCACACGGAUAAUUCUGUCACCAUUCACGGCGGCAUCGGCCAUAAGCUCGUUCCGCCAACACAUACGGACUAUACAUUCACCUUCACCGAACUAACUCCGAAGCACCUUCAAUUCCAAGUCCGAGUGGGCAAGGAAGGCGUUCCGCUUCAAGCCAACAGUUAUAGACGAGUCAUACUUACCUACAGUAGUCACAAAGAUGAAGACUUUUAUGGGUUUGGUGAACAAUUUUCGUUUGGAACUCUUAAGGGCCAGAAGAUUCCUAUUCUUGUUCGAGAACAAGGUGUUGGUCGUGGAGCGCAACCGAUUACUGCUAUUCUAAAUGCUAGACCAGAAAUUUUUGGCCAAUUUGCGGGUGGCGAUAGCUUCACGACAUAUGCACCUAUUCCCCAGUAUAUCACAACUGACAACCGUUGCGUAUUCUUGGAAAAUAACGAAUAUUCGUCCUUCGAUCUUCGAAAGCCGGACCGAGUUGUGAUCCGCGUCAACACUCCCUUGGCUGUAGGACGCAUUGUAGACGGAGAUAGCAUGCUGGAACUUAUUUCGAACUACACAGAAUAUUGUGGACGUAUGCGUGCUCUCCCCGAAUGGGCAGGAAAAGGCGCCAUUGCAGGUAUGCAAGGCGGUGAAGAAAAGGUUCGCGCUGUUUAUGGACGACUCAAGGAGUACGAUGUGCCCGUGGCUGCCUUUUGGCUGCAAGAUUGGUGCGGAAAGCGCAUACAAAAAGUUGGAAAUGUCGAGUUUAAGCGCCUUUGGUGGAACUGGGAGAACGACAAUGUCUUGUACCCUCACUGGGGGGAGCUGGUAACUGACCUGAAGGCUGAAAAUGUCCGUACGCUUAACUAUGUCAAUACCUUCCUUGCCGAUGUGCAAAGCAAGCCGUCUGCUAAGCGCAAUCUGUACCAAGAAGCGAGCGAAAAAAAUCUUCUCGUUAAGGAUGCUAAAACCGGUGGAAAUCUCAUUGUCAGUAGUGGCCCGGAAUGGGAGGCUGGCCUUCUCGACAUCACUAAUCCUGAGUGUAGAACAUGGUUCAAAACACUUAUGAAAGAGUCAGUUUUCCAGUAUGGUGUAUCAGGUAUGAUGACGGACUUUGGAGAAUACACACCGUACGAUUCUGCUGUCGCCAAGUUCCACUCCGGAGUACCUGCUGAGGAAUUCCAUAAUCAGUAUCCUCAAGAAUGGGCUAAAUUGGCUUUUGAAGUUGUCCAAGAACUCGGACUUGAGGAUGAAGCUGUCAUGUUCCAUCGUUCAGCCUUCACGAAGUCUCCCGGGUACAUGAACUUGAUGUGGGCUGGUGACCAGAACACUGCCUGGGAUGAGCAUGACGGGAUGAGAAGUGCUGUAACUGGUAUGCUCUCUGGUGGAUUCUCUGGAUUAUCCAUCACUCACAGUGACAUUGGUGGCUAUACCACUUUCGCUGGUGUUAUUCCUGGCGUGACAAUCAAGAGAGAAAAAGAGUUGCUUCUAAGAUGGAUGGAGCUUUCUGCAUUCACUUGUGCAUUCAGGACUCACGAAGGAAUCAAUCCUGAUGUAAAUGCACAAUUUUACGAUGAUGAGGACACCUAUAUACAUUUUGGCCACACGGCAAAGCUCUUUGCAUCUGUUUCACCUUAUCGUCAACGACUUUUGGAAGAAGCACAGAACAAAGGCUAUCCAGUCAUGCGACAUCCUGUCUUACUCCAUUCCAACGACAAGAAAGCUCGUUCGAUGACGUUCCAGCAGUAUUAUUUGGGCAACUCCUUAUUAGUAGCGCCUGUUCAGUCGCCGUCGACUACAUACGUUAAAGUCUACUUCCCGCAAGAAGAAGGGGUCACCUGGCGGCACAUCUGGACCGGUAAAUACUAUCAAGCCAACGGUAGUAGACUAUCCGUAGAUGCUCCCAUAGGUCAACCUCCAGUCUUCGUCAAAGAACCUAGGGAAGACGAUGGUUUGUUGAAUGACCUCAUGACUUAUGCAACAAAUUAUUAUGAAAAAGUCUCCAAAAUGAAAAAAUAAUCCGACAGGGUUGGUUGCUACUAUGACAGUAUCUAUUUUUUCAAAGGCAAUAAACAAGAUAAUUCGAGAUAUUGAAAAAUAUAUGGGUUGCUCUACAAGGAAUGUUCAUAUAUAUAAGGUCUAGCUGCAAAAUGCGCC
Messenger RNA from Umbelopsis ramanniana AG, 2577 nucleotides. RefSeq lists its product as uncharacterized. Gene Ontology annotation, molecular function: hydrolase activity, hydrolyzing O-glycosyl compounds; carbohydrate binding. The record is from RefSeq and is a predicted model, not a curated record. The transcript is spliced from 11 exons. Gene Ontology annotation, biological process: carbohydrate metabolic process. Bases 136 to 2439 code for a protein of 767 amino acids. NCBI's taxonomy places the organism in Eukaryota, Fungi, Mucoromycota, Umbelopsidomycetes, Umbelopsidales, Umbelopsidaceae.